This is a messenger RNA of Moneuplotes crassus, 1226 nucleotides long. The record is from the annotation of a GenBank genome assembly. NCBI's taxonomy places the organism in Eukaryota, Ciliophora, Spirotrichea, Euplotida, Euplotidae.
UUGGAUAAAAUUAAAAAUGAACAGUCUGGAGAUCUCUUCAUUAACUCAAAAAUCUUCCCAAGGUUCAUCCAAGAAUCUUUGAAUCGGUAAUUAUGCUUCCUAAAGUUCACUAGGAGUUGUAGAAUUAAUCAUUUCAAGAAGCUUUUGUAAAAAUUGACCCAAAUAGUUUGAAUGAACUAAUCUAGUGAUAUAGGGAUGUUUCUGGCUUGUUUAGCACUAAUUGGAGGGUCCUCAGCGAUUCCUUUCAUUAAUUAUUAUGAUGAAACUCCUACAGUUUUGAGACUCAUGUGGAGGAACCAGAUAGCAAGUCUAUAUGGAGUCCCUUUUAGUGUAUAUUUCUUAUACCAGGUUUGGGAUACCAUAAAAUGGUCAUCUGUUCUGAGUUGGGGAAUGCUGGGAGAAGCCCUCGCUUGUUCAUUUAUUAGGACUUUCGCUUCUAUUCUAUAUGUAUGGAGUUCUUCUUUCACGAUAGUGUCUCAUGCAGUGUAUCUUGCAAAUCUGAGUGGAGUGUUUUUGGUCUGAGUCAGCCUUGUUAGAGGCAAAUCCACUCACAGGUUUGAAAUUGUUGGAAGUGUGAUAGUUGUAGCAGCAGUGCUGGUCUUGAUCAAUGAUUCUAGCUCUAGUAAGGUUGGAGAAGAUUCUGGUAAAGGUAGUAUUGUUAUCGGUGACCUGUUGGCUCUAGCAACUACUCCAAUGUGGGCAGCAUUUUUUAUUUUGAAUUCAUACCUAGUUAAGAGACUUCCCUCUAUGGUGUGUUUUCAAAUCACUACUUUUAUACAGAUGUUAAUGCAGAUUGCUGUAUAUUUUUGGUAUUUUGGUACAGGUGGAUUUGUAAGCUUUGAUGAAAAGAGAGGAAUGUUUGGAUGGGCUUCCAAUGAGAAUAUAGUGUGGUCCUUAUUAGUAUUUGGCCCGGUAACAUGAAUCUUUGGAUCAGGCGGAUACUAUUUUACAGCUAGUUAUUUUCCUCCUCAUAUUAUUGGUACUAUCUUCCUUCUUGAGCCAGUGCUUGGUCAAAUAUUUGGAAUUCUUCUCAGCCAAGAUCAUUACCCUCAAAUCCUGACUUACAUCGGAGGAAUUGGAAUUUUUAUAGGAGUAGGCCUCACCAUCAGAGGAGACCUUCUUAAAUCUAAUGAAUCCCAGACUAAUAUUAUUCCUGAAGAGCCCGUUGAUUCUAUUCAUAAUCAUAGCCUGCUUUCUUAAACAUUUAAUUAUUUCAAAACUAUUUA